Desarmillaria tabescens is the source of this 1227-nucleotide messenger RNA. Its product is annotated as beta-lactamase-like protein. The record is from RefSeq and is a predicted model, not a curated record. Bases 1 to 1227 code for a protein of 408 amino acids. The transcript is spliced from 5 exons. NCBI's taxonomy places the organism in Eukaryota, Fungi, Basidiomycota, Agaricomycetes, Agaricales, Physalacriaceae.
AUGUCUCAUCCAGUCGAGCUCAUUUUCCUCGGCACAGGAACCUCAUCGAGUAUCCCCCACGUCGACUGCCUUACCAAUCCCCCCGAUGGAAGGCGGUGUAGAACAUGUUUAUCUACGCUGUUGCCCGAAGGAAAGAGAAAUAUAAGGCGGAAUACUAGUGCUGUAAUCCGUAUGGCUGCACCAAAAGACGGACGAGACGUAACGAUUGUUAUUGAUGCUGGAAAGACGUUCCAAGCAGCCGCGGUUGAAUGGUUCCCAAAGUAUGGACUACGGAAAAUCGACGCUUUACUCAUCACUCAUCCGCAUGCCGAUGCGAUGAAUGGUUUGGAUGAUCUCCGGGGGUGGACACUCGGCAAGCGGAUUCAAGAACACAUAGACGUUUAUGUUUCGCAAAACACAUUCACUGAAGUUCAGAGAUGCUUCCCAUACCUUGUGUCCAAGGAAUUCGCAUCCGGGGGUGGAGAUGUCCCUGAAUUUAAAUGGCAUAUAAUCGACGACAAGGUCCCCUUUGAAAUCGAAGAUACCGGAAUAAUGGUUACGCCUUUUUCUGUUCACCACGGACGAGUGUUCUCUACUCCCCCAUGCCCUUCUACUAUGUCUACGCCAGCCACGGUACCUUCGACUCCCACCACGUCCCAGAUGAGCCAACUGACUCUUAAGGACUCCCUUGACAAACUCUCCAACGGCACGGUUUCUCCCUCCAGAAGAUCGCUGAAUGGCAAGGAUGUCAUUCAACCAUACUACUGUUUCGGCUUCAAGGUUCAGGAAGAUAUUGUUUAUCUUUCUGAUACAUCCUAUAUCCCGGAUGAUGCAAUGGACAUUAUCCUCUCUUCGCCAACAGAUGACUCACGAUCGCGAGCCGCUCUACCCCUCUUCAUUCUUGAUUGCCUGCAUUUACGGCCCCAUACGUCUCACUUCGGCAUAGUAUCUGCUGUUGAUACGGCUCGGCGCGUUGGAGCACUUCGCACAUAUCUUACCGGCUUCUCGCAUGAGGUGUCACAUGAAGAGUGGGUCAGGAUCACAGAAGUGGUUAGCUCUGGAAGGUCACUUGCUCAGCGGCCGGGUCAAUGGUUGGAUGAAAUCACCAACACGGAGCAGCAGGCGUUGGGCAUGACCAUGAAGGAAGGGGAGAAUGCAGUCACCUGGAUGCGACCGGCAUUCGAUGGUCUUCGAAUAUGGGUGGACAAUGAUAUCGAUCAGAAAACAGUUCGGGACGACACAUACUGA